AUGAGUGCCAGCGGCACAGUCAGCCCCGUGCCCGCCGUGCCCGCCUUCAUCCCCUCGGCGCGCAGCAGUCCGCGUUCGGCCGUGGCGGCGGCGCAAGCGGUGGCUGGCACUCCGGGGCCCGGGGACCAGAGAGGCUACGUGUUGAAUGCGGACGACAUGCGGCGGAAGCUCCGGGACUGUUUCAAGAAGGAUCACACCAUCGAACAGGAUAAUUUGCGCAGUCACGGUCAAAGCAUUUGCGCUUCUGUGGUACGCAGCUCCUUCUUCAAUACCGUUGUGCUGGUGAUGAUUGUGCUCAACUCCAUAUGGAUUGCCAUUGACAUCGAUUUCAACAAGCAUCAGAACCUUUUUGAUGCGCCGUUUGUCUUCAGGUUCGCGGACAACGUUUUCUGUGGCUUCUUUACCUUUGAACUGAUCGUCCGACUUGGGGCCAUGGUGCGCUGGGAGCAGAUUCUGGAUGGCUGGUUCCUGUUUGAUUCCAUGCUCACCAUCAUGAUGAUCUGGGACACCUGGGUGCAGGCCAUCAUUCGGCUUCUGGGCGGGCAAGCGUAUGGCGCACAGGUGCGGAGUUUUACAAUUCUGCGGAUCCUGCGAAUUUUAAGGGUCUUGCGCGUGGCCCGUGCCGCGCGGAUCAUCAACUCCCUGCCCGAGCUGCGUGUGUUGGUGAAGGGAAUGGCGAUAGCGAUGCGCUCCACCUUCACCAUUUUAGCUCUGCUGCUGAUCGUUGUAUACAUCUUCGCGGUACUUUUUACUCAAAUGCUCUCCGGCAAUCCCAUUGGCUACGGAUGGUUUGAAAGCGUGCCACAGUCCAUGAACUUUCUACUGCUUCAAACUCUGGCGGGUGCUGAUGUGAACGUCAUCAACAAAUUACUGGCCGCAGGCUGGACCUACUAUUUCUUGUAUCUUUCCUUUGUAUUUAUGGGCUCACUCACUUUGAUGAACAUGCUGAUUGGUGUGCUUUGUGAAGUGGUCAACGUCGUUGCGCAGGUGGAAGAAGAGCGGGCCUUCCAUGACCAAGCAUAUCGCUUCAUUUGCGAAUUCGUGCGAAGCCUGGACAUGGAUGGAGAUCGGAUGUUGUCGCGGGCCGAGUUCUUGGAGGUGAUAGAGAGAGAUCCGGACCUGCUCAUGGGCCUUCACAACGACUUUGGUAUCGACGUGGUCGCCUUCUGCGAUAAUGCUAUCGCCUUGUUCGCCGACUGUGAAAAUAUAGAAGUGAGCGACUUCGUGGACUUGAUCACGCAGUUCCGGGGCCAGAAACAGACCACGGUCAAGGACCUUGUGGACAUGCGCAAGUUCAUUUCGAUGCAGCUGCGACAUGUGGCGGAUGAGCUGGGUCGCAAGACAGCUGCGCCCGGGGGGAACAGCCCCAAUCGCCUGAGGAUGUGA
Cladocopium goreaui is the source of this 1386-nucleotide messenger RNA. The record is from the annotation of a GenBank genome assembly. Lineage: Eukaryota; Dinophyceae; Suessiales; Symbiodiniaceae.